UUACAAUAAAUAAAAGAGAAAAUAACUAAACAUAAUCCCGGUAACGCUGGGGUGGCCCAACGUUACGACGCGGUCGACUCGAAGUAGAAGUCUCAUUGGUGUUGUUCGCAUGCGCCACGUCCGACUCCUCCGUUGGUAGGCCUUCCUUGCUAAUUGGACGUUCCACGUGUUCGAUGCCUGACCCAUCCACGUUUGGCCCGUAUCAACUCCCCCCCGCUUAGCCAUAGCCUUGUCCUCAAGGCGUAAAUCUCAAAAAAGCAGCGAUGGGCUGGCUCCCAAGUAGCUUCUGCUGGUGUGCCAUCCGACCACUGGACGAGCCAUUCCUCUCGUGGCGCCCCAUUGACAAGCACCUGCCGCCUGUCCCAAGCUGCGAGCGGGGUGGAGAGUGGUCGGCCUUUGACGAAUUCCAGAGAUCGUUUGUGUAUCAUAAGCAUUCAAUAAAGCUGGCAAUCAUAAUGGAACAAGAAUCCUCUGAUCAUGUUUGUGUGUUGAAAGUGGACGUGAAUUGUUGCUUCGGCUGUAGAACCAAAUUGAAGAAAACGCUUUUGAAGCGCCCUGACGUGUUUUCCGUGAAGUACGACUCAAUAACCAAAUGGGCCACAGUGAGAUGCAACUGCGAGCCGUCCGUGCUGGUGGAGUCCAUUAAGAAAAUGGGCAAAUUGGCCAAAGUUGUGGACCCGGCCCAGUUUCACGCUUCCGCCGGCGACAAUAACAAAUCGGAUCACAAUAACAAUGGCAGUAAAUGCUGCGACUCCAGGGGCAAGAACGAAUCUCAGGCGUGUUCCGGCGGAGAUGACGGCUGCUUCAAACGCAGCGGCGGAUCGAAAACGGAGAAACACGCCUGCGCGCCGCCGCCGCCGGUGGACGAGAGCAUCUGCAGGGAUCAAUUCUGUAAGCUUCACAGGAGACCCGGGAACGGGUUGGAUGGAUCCGUAUUUUGGAAUCAAGCCGGCCCGAUCGGUCCGAGUUUCGGAGUGCCGCCGCAGCCUUACCCACCGCCGCCUUCUUACGGGUACUACGGUCAUCCCGGUGUGAUGCCACCGCCGCAACCGCCGGGGUACGGUUUAUACCCGGCUGCAAUUCAGAUGGGCACGCCAGGGGCAAGAUUGGAAUUUCCUUUCAGCUCUUUGUACGAUCAGAAUCCUACCCAAGGUUGCAAUACAAAGUGAUUCAGUGAAGAUGAUGAUCCUCCUAAUCCCAGGGGCAAGAUUGGAAUUUCCUUUCAGAUUUAAUUCUUCUUGCUAUCUUGUGCAACAUUCUGAACAUUUGCAUAUGCUAAUACAUCGAAUUCUAAAAAGAGGCCUUAAUGUCUAUUUUUAUUGUAGUGAAUGAUUUUCUUUUACAUUUAUAUUUAUAUACUUUUGAUUUUUCUAAAGUCAAACUAGUAUUUUACUAAUGUGAUGGAUUAUAUUAUAUCUAAAAUUUGUUAUUAAUAUACGGGGUAUUAAAUUUAAAUUACUUGU
Messenger RNA from Cuscuta campestris, 1463 nucleotides. The record is from the annotation of a GenBank genome assembly. Lineage: Eukaryota; Viridiplantae; Streptophyta; Magnoliopsida; Solanales; Convolvulaceae.